CCUGCUCAUGUUUUGUUGAGUGCGUGGUGUGUGCAUGAGGGAGUGAGAGAGAAAACGUGGUCGCGGAGAAGCCUAGCAUUUAGCUAGUUUGCGUGUGAGUGUGUGAAUGAAGUGUUAUACAGGCUCAGAUAUUUAGUAUUAUUUAUUUUUGUAUGUAGUCAAGUUUGCCACAAACGGACAAGGUGCAAAGACACUAUUUGAUUAAGGCAGCUGGCUGAGUUUGUGGUUGCAACAGUGUUGAAAAAUGUCCAUGGGCAGUCAGAAGACCACCACUCAGGCAAUUCCGACCACCAGACGAAUCACAAUCAACGAUGCGGCCCAUAUGCCUCAUGAUUACUCUACAACGCCCGGAGGGACCCUUUUUAGCACGACUCCUGGAGGCACCCGGAUCAUCUAUGACCGAAAAUUCCUGCUGGACUGUCGCAGCUCCCCGUUGGCACGCACACCACCCUGCUGCCUCCCUGACAUUCCGGGGGUGACCAGUCCUCCUUCGGCCACCAUGAAUAAUGACAAGGCCCACCCCAAACAGACUGUCAAUAAUAACAGCAUCAGCCCCCCAGCGGACAAGAUCGCAGGGGAGGAUGCCCAGUUUGAAAUGGAUAUCUAACUACAAUGGAGGACCUGCCACACGAAGGAGGCGAAUAUUACUGUGAUGAUAACUGUUCCCUGAGAGGAUAAAUGCACAGAAGACUUCUCCUUCCAUGUCAUCUGUCUUUAUUUUUUUCAUUUAUCUACUGUUCAAAUGAUAUUUUCCUUUCCUGUACUGAUGCUGUCGCUCAAGACGCGCACAAAGCCAUUACUUUAGAUUCUCAACAUCAGCUAACACUGUUGUGCCUGAAAGAGCCACUAUCUAAGAUGUCAGAUAGUGCACCCCAAGCACUCUUCUUCUGCCUAACACAUGGGAGACAUCUCAGGCCACCAUGUGACAUUAUGUUUGGUACAGAUUUGUUUGUGUAGUUUUGCAGAAUGGUCAGUAGGGGGAGCAACAAUUCUCUUCUUGGUGGUUUUCAAAGAAUCAAUCAAGAUGCCAAUUCCUAUAAAUUUAUCAUACCAUGAUACCUGAGUUUGACCACUGUCCAUCUGGCAUUGAUACUUUUUGUAAUGGUAAAAUCAAAUUUUUGUUUAUCCUGAGGAGUAUUUUCACCUAAAGUGUCAUUCAACAGAAUGUAAAAUGCCUUCUUUUUUUUCCUUUUUUUGCUGUAAAGUUCUCUAAACUGCCCUGAUAUUCCUGAAGAGACAUUUAAGCAUAAAAAAAAUCAAUAAACAUCAGAGAAUUGA
This is a messenger RNA of Megalobrama amblycephala (Wuchang bream), 1278 nucleotides long. RefSeq names its product eukaryotic translation initiation factor 4E binding protein 1 (gene eif4ebp1). The record is from RefSeq and is a predicted model, not a curated record. Gene Ontology annotation, biological process: negative regulation of translational initiation. The coding region runs from base 245 to 607 and encodes 120 amino acids. Gene Ontology annotation, molecular function: eukaryotic initiation factor 4E binding. NCBI's taxonomy places the organism in Eukaryota, Metazoa, Chordata, Actinopteri, Cypriniformes, Xenocyprididae. The transcript is spliced from 4 exons. Gene Ontology annotation, cellular component: cytoplasm.